CAGUGUCAGUUUUGUAAUGGUUUUGUAUCAUGGAAAAGUCAUACAAAAAGAUCAGCUAAAUAUACAUCAAGACACAAUAACUUCCUCCAGUAAAAAAUAUCGAAGCAUAAUUGAAUACAAAAAGAAUAACUUGGUAUUUAACAAGCAGAAAAAUGAGUGUUGGGAGAAGCUUGCCUGGGUAUUCCAUUCAAGCAACUGGCCUCAGAACUGGUCAACAACUAAAAAGCAAAACAACCUAAAUCUGAAGACAAGGUGAAUUUGUUAAACAAACUACAUUUGUUGAAAAAGUGUUAAUCCUUUUAGUUAUUUUAAAUAAGAGUAUAUGAAGUAUUUAUCACUAAAUUGAAUUACUAUUUCUGUUCCCAUGAAGAUGAUAACUUAUAGACAAAGUUAUC
Messenger RNA from Acanthoscelides obtectus, 395 nucleotides. Lineage: Eukaryota; Metazoa; Arthropoda; Insecta; Coleoptera; Chrysomelidae. The record is from the annotation of a GenBank genome assembly.